Molecule: messenger RNA, 459 nt
Organism: Sphaerulina musiva SO2202
Lineage: Eukaryota; Fungi; Ascomycota; Dothideomycetes; Mycosphaerellales; Mycosphaerellaceae
Exons: 3
Coding region: 1-459 (152 amino acids)
Source: RefSeq, a predicted model, not a curated record
AUGGCUGUGGUGUCGACGGUGCAGAUUUCUGAACAUGGUCGCAAUAUCAACGGGCAUUGGAGCCAAGACAGCGAGGCGGCAGCAAAAGCCCCCAUUGAUUCAGAGGCACGAGCCCGUCUAGUCGCCAAUCUGACCGACCGCGAAAUUGCCGAGCUCAAGAAGUACUUGACGCCAGAACUCACGGCGAGGCUCGCUCAAAGCAAUACCACCACCACGGCCCCGACAGCUCCCUCGACUGCACCCACCAACACUGCCGCAUUGGCAGCGCUGGCCACUACGACAGAAGACCUCCUUGCCAAACAGGCAGCUCAAUUGGCAGUCCACCUCAGUUCCAGGAGCAUGUGGAGGCGGAGAAUAGCAAGUCUGCUUAGGCAGCAACAGAAGCGGGAAAGAGUCUCGCGACAGCAGCGAUCGGGGUCUCCGUUGCAUCACGCGCUCGUAACUGUACGCAUGGCCUGA